This is a messenger RNA of Carlito syrichta (Philippine tarsier), 466 nucleotides long. RefSeq names its product zinc finger protein 480-like. Gene Ontology annotation, biological process: regulation of DNA-templated transcription. Bases 87 to 440 code for a protein of 117 amino acids. The record is from RefSeq and is a predicted model, not a curated record. The transcript is spliced from 3 exons. NCBI's taxonomy places the organism in Eukaryota, Metazoa, Chordata, Mammalia, Primates, Tarsiidae.
CAUAGAGCACCAAGGCCCUGUGUCCUCCAUUUCUGAGGACGGACGUCAGUCUGUGAUCCACACAGAGGAUUGACGUCUAAAGCCUCAUGGUGCAUGAAGAAGCCCCGAAGCGGAGGAGGAGUCAAGAAAAGCCAUUAGGGAUGGCUCUGUCUCCGGUACGGUUGACAUUCAAGGAUGUGGCCAUAGUAUUCUCUCGGGACGAGUGGAAACGCCUAGACCCUGCCCAGAGGGUUUUCUACAGGGACGUGAUGCUGCAGAACUACAGAAACCUCGUCUCCCUGGGUGAAGAUAACUUUCUUCCAGAAGUCAAGACGUGUUAUUGUGGGAUUUUUGAAUUUGUGUGUAUGUGUGUGUCUAUGGGUACGUAUCUGUGUGUGGCUGUGUUGGCACUAAUCUUUCCAUUCCUUGAUUCGAUUGAAGAUCUGUUAACUCAGAAAUGACAAGUCUAAUAAAUGGAGAAUUUGGA